Molecule: messenger RNA, 498 nt
Organism: Protopolystoma xenopodis
Lineage: Eukaryota; Metazoa; Platyhelminthes; Monogenea; Polystomatidea; Polystomatidae
Source: the annotation of a GenBank genome assembly
AUGGUCGUGUGGCCCCUGCGUCUGUUUGCGUCGUUCAGUUCGGACGAGGGCGCUGGCGGUGGCCUGCUGAUCUCGCCGCACAGACACGCGAGGCAAAGCCGUCAAGACGGCUCACCAGGCCGCCCGAGCAAGCCCUCUCGGGGCUGCAGGCAUUUGCUCACCCGAGGCGAGCGUACGCGUGGAACUGCCUCUGCCUUUCUGUCUGCCUGCCUGUCUGCCCAGGGCGGCCAGACCACGUGGAGCACGCCGCGAGGCGGCUCCGUCGGCCCUCUGGCCACCUGCUGGCCAAGGCCUAGGCCUAGACCUCGUGGCAAGCCGGCGCGCGUGCAUCAUAAGGGUCAACAGUCGACUAACGGCCCCAUCUCACGUGCUCAUGUGCUCAUGCGCCUACGCGCACGCACGUACCAAAAUUCGCCCGACAGAUGGCGGCUGGGCCAAUGCCAGUUUGUGAUUGGUCGAAGCUCGGCCCAAUCAACAGUCUCCUGCACAGCUGGAUAA